AGUCUCUUCAGAAUAUCAGAUGACUCAGAAAACUCUCUAGUUAACACUCUGAACGGGCGUUCGGCAAUCAAACAAGUACUUUUCCUUCGAAACAAGCCGUAGGGAUUGAUUUUUGAGGAAAACUUUUAAAAGCUGGCAAACGCAGAAAGGUCAGCUUUUGUCAAGGCUUCAGCGCCUGUCACUCAAACCUCAGGUGGGUGAUUACGGCUUUCAUCUAAUUAAACACACGCAACGAAAUACAGCAGUGGCAUUCAGCGUGAAAUCCCUGAACUUCACAGUUGUCUUCUGGUCAUUUCAACGACGAGGAAGACAACAAGCGAGCGUGCGUUCAGAAAUGGCAGGAGACUUCGUUCUCAGGAGAUCCGUGACCCGCUGAACGCGCUUGGAUCAGGCAAGAUCCUCGAAGACCCGAGAGUCUGAGACGUCUUGCUUCAUAUAUAUCUUCACGUUCGUUUUUUUGAGGAGGGACGACAGGCAGUACAACCGGAAAAGAGACGGAGAGCGAGACAAACAGGCCUCUGUGGAGAGACACACACUGUUUCUUGGAAGAAGAAAAAAAAGCCGUCGACCUGGAUAAAGUGAGGACACAGCAACUUAAACUAGGACAAAAAGUGAAGCAGAAGAUGAGACGAGAAACAGAGGCAGAGAUGAAGCCUGAAUGACGGGACGCCGCUGGCUCGAGGGGCUCUGUGAUCAUGUGAACAGGGGCUGGAUGAGAGCAUCUGACAUCCCUAAAGAGACCCCACACUCCAGCAUCCCGGAGCGCAAACGCAAUGAACUACUCGUGCUCCAGCGGCUUCCUUCAGGAGCACACAAAGACAGCGGAACGCACUGAGCCGGACGCAUGGCAGAAACACACCGGGCUUUCUCCACGCGAGCGUCUGGAGUGCUGAGGGAGCUCGUCGGCAUGCUUUUUCCAGGGAUGCGUUUCUAGCCGGGUUGAGACCAGGACGCGGCGUUUGGAUGCAGGAACAUGAGGGAGAGAGACAGCAGGGCACGGGCAGUGCCCAGGUGGGGGUUCUCCCAGGGGGACGGGGCAGUGGGACGGGCGGCGCUCCGGUCGAGGACAUGCAGGCGCUGUCAAUCACGUCUCUCUCCACCUCCGAGCUUGAACAGCAGUAUGAGCUGAUCGCUCCUUUAGGCAAGGGCACCUACGGCAAAGUCGACUUGGUGGUGCACCGGACACAGGGUACUAAGCUGGCGCUGAAGUACGUGAGUAAGAACAAGACAAAGUUGCGCAGUUUUCUGCGCGAGUACAGCUUGACGGCGGCUCUGGGCUGCAGCCCGUUUAUCAUCAAAAUUCUGAACGUGCUGUUUGAGACGGAGGACAGCUAUGUGUUCGGACAGGAGUACGCACCUGCGGGAGAUCUGUUCGACAUCAUCCCACCUCAGGCCGGUUUGCCGGAGGAGAUGGUCAAGCGCUGUGUUCAGCAGCUGGGUCUGGCUCUGGACUUCAUGCACAGCAAGAGUCUCGUCCAUCGGGACGUGAAGCCAGAAAACGUUCUGCUUUUCGACCGCGAGUGUCGACGCGUGAAAUUGGCAGAUUUGGGAAUGACGCGGCGGGCGGGCAGCCGGAUCAAGAGGAUCAGCGGCACCAUCCCGUACACCGCCGCCGAGGUGUGCCAGGCCUCGGUUUCGGAGGGAAUCGUGGUGGCCACGACCCAGGACGUGUGGGCGUUCGGAGUUCUGCUGUUCUGCAUGCUGACAGGAAACUUUCCGUGGGAAGCGGCGUUGCCAAGCGACGCAUUCUUCGCGGAAUUUCAGCGCUGGCAGCGGGGGGCGUUUCCUCCCGGGGUCGUCCCCUCCCAAUGGCGGCGUUUUUCGGACGAUGCGUUGCGAAUGUUCGGACGGCUGUUGGCGUUGGAGCCGGAGCGGCGCUGUGGGGUUAAAGAGGUGUUCUACUUCCUGAAAUACGACCUGCUGAAUCAUCACCGCCGCAGAGCUUCCUGUAGGGUGUCUAGGAGCGGUCCCGCACAUUGCUCCGCCCACAGACAUGCGGAGCCCUCUCCGCCUUCAGGCACUUCAUGUCUACGCCCCACCCCCCUCAAACGUAGCAUCCUGUCCGAACCGCAUUCUUCUAGAGAGGAGUCCUCCAAAAGCCCGUCACCCAACCGCCAAGACAAGAGCAAAGUGAUGAUGACCACUCCUAUUGAGAUAUGUGUAUGAAGCCAAACCUGGAUAUAGCCGCAAAAGGUAGCAAUAUUACUUCAGAACUACUGUUGGGAAAAUGUUUGCACAGGAAUGACAACAUACUUCAUCACAGAACCACCAUAAAAGUAGAAAUAGCAAACACAUGCUGACUCUGACUUUGGUAGGUCACUUUAGCACUAGAAAUUAAUCAUCUUUCGCUUUAGGAUAACGUAGGAAAUUAAUUAAAACUGCUUUCAUCUUAAAGGAAUAGUUCACUCCGAAAAGGAAUGGAAAUUCUGUCAUCAUUUGCCUCGUGUCAUUUCAAACCCAUGCGAUGGAUCCUGAAAUGACAUAAAAGUACCAUAUUCUGAGUUCUAAGCCAUAUGAAAGAUUUAUGUGAGGAAUAGUCCUACAUUUAAGUCACUAUAGACCAAAAAGUGCAGAAACUGAACCUGUACGAGUACUGCAGCUGGGUCAGUGCCCUUAAACAGCAAGAGAUGCGUAUGUCAUUUACCCUUAAAAUGGUGCAUAUUAGUAACAUAGAGUAGUAUAUACUAUAGAAAUAUGAAUCCUUAAUGGGUAAAUUAGGUAAAUGAAUACCCCAAAUGUAAAAUUGCUGGAGUUUUUUUUGAAAGAUGUAUAGCUCCCGGUCAUGUGUUGUAUUUGAAUUGAAUGACCUUUGAGAAAUACUGCAGGGGGAAAACAUUUUCAACUUGUUUGGUCUAUUUCUCACUGAUCGUUGUGUGGUUUUUAAGACUUAGGAUAGUCAUAUAGACUACUUUUAUUUUGUCUUUUUUUGGAGCAAGUGUUAUUUUAGUAUCAUUGAUAUACUAUUAUUGUAGCUUCGAUUAUAUUUUGAAUCAGAUUUAGUUUUUUCAGAUUUUCUGGUUUUGAUUUCAGUUUUUUUUUUAAUGCUUUAGUAUUUUAUUUUAAAGAUGUCUGUAUAUAUUAAGUUUUAGUUGUUUAGUUAUUUUAGAACUUCAACUUUAAAGUAAAGCAAAAUGAAAUCUGGCAUGGCAACUUUUUUAUAUAUUCAGUUAAUAGAUUUUUUAUAUUUUUAGAUGUAAAUGACACAUGACAGAGAGGAAAUGAUGCAGGGUGAACUAAACCUUUAAAAUACAGUGGCUUCCAGGGCUGUGAAAUAACAUUAAUAUCAGUAUAUUUUCUUAUUUAGUUCAUUUAAGUAAUAAUAAUACAAAUAAACAAUUAAUAAACAAAACCAUAAACUAAAAAUGAUAUUAAGGAAUAUCACAAUAUUUUGCAGCCCAAAGGCAAUUUUUGAUUUGUAACAAUAAAUUGUAACACAAAAAACCUAGUGGCUAUUUUCAUAAAGCUUAACUUCCCUGUAGUGCACUGAAAAUAGGAACACAAUCUUUUCUUGCCGGAUCAUUAUGUGAAUUUCAAACCAGCCUAUGACAAAAUCAUACAUGUUCACCGAUAGAUAUAUUUUCUACUGGAUUUUUUUUUUACUGGACGUUUUACGAGACAACGGACUCCACGAUCACCUGGAGACUGCCUGGAAGAACUUCCCAAGAGACAGAGGACGUUUUAAUCAGUCUUCAAAGCUUCCUCUCCUGAGUUUUUUAAGUCACCAUAGAUCACAGGGAUUUUAUGAAGUCUCUUUGUAUUUGAUGUGUGCAUUCAAACAACUUUCUAUGAGAUCUUUGAAGAAACGCAUCAGGAGCUGCCCGUUUUCCUGGGAGGUUUUAGAUAAACAGUCGUGAUCUUAACGGCUCGACUGAGACCAGUCUUCUGUGUUCUCGUAUAAUGGGUCAAUUAGGUAAGCGAAGCCUCGAGGGAUCGUUCGAGAACACGAGAGCAUCUGCUCCCUAGAACAUUGUGACUUGUGUUUCGUCAGGUAGUGCUAAUUUGUAGCUUUUUUUGUAUCAGAGAACAAACGGUCAAUUAACUGACUUCUACAGAGACUCUUUUUAGUCUUGAAUUAAAGUGUAUGUUUACAUAGGACGCAUUAGAUAUUGAUUUAGGUGGUAUAGAGCAGUUAAAGUCUUAAUGUUUGAGCUACUUAUCUUGCAAAUGAGCACAAGUAAAUAAAAAAACAAACUCAAGGUCGGAUGAAAAGAAAAAGCGAGCGUAAUCUGAAGGAGACAAUAACAAUCACAAACAGUUUAAUGAUGAUGAAUUUUGCUCCAUUUUUUAUAUAGGACUGUUUCAUGGUGAUUUACGGUUGUUCAAACAACCCUGGAAUAUUGACUUACAAUAGUUGGUGUUUUCUAAUCAAAAGAAAAAAAGUAAAUAUAUAUAAAACUAGAUGUUAUUUAGCUGCUGUAAGGAUUGUCAUACAGUCGUAGAUUGUUCUGAAUGAUAAACAGCUAAUUAAACAGAUUAAAGGCA
Puntigrus tetrazona (Sumatra barb) is the source of this 4482-nucleotide messenger RNA. RefSeq names its product SH3 domain binding kinase 1 (gene sbk1). The transcript is spliced from 7 exons. Gene Ontology annotation, biological process: peptidyl-threonine phosphorylation; peptidyl-serine phosphorylation. Lineage: Eukaryota; Metazoa; Chordata; Actinopteri; Cypriniformes; Cyprinidae. The record is from RefSeq and is a predicted model, not a curated record. Gene Ontology annotation, molecular function: protein serine/threonine kinase activity; ATP binding. Bases 964 to 2166 code for a protein of 400 amino acids.